AUGAGUAUGUUCCUUAAUGACCCAUCACCAAUGCAUGAUGACCUUCAACCAAUCUUCCAAAAGCAUCACAGUUCACUUCAGCGUUGGGAGCAUUUGAAGAAAGUGGCCAUAUAUCCGAAUGACAAACAUGGACACUUGCUUGAGUGGGAGAUCAUGCUCCAGUACUGUUUUCCUCGGCUGGAUAUCAAUGUUAGCAAAGGAAUCAAUCAUUUGCUGAAGAGCCCUUUUAGUGUUCAUCCUAAAACAGGUCGCAUUUCAGUGCCUAUUGAUUUACAGAAAGUAGAUCAGUUUGAUCCGUUUACUGUUCCAACCAUAAGCUCCAUCUGCCAUGAAUUAGAUGCCAUUUCCACUAAUGAAGAAGAAAAAGAGGAGAACAAAACUGAAUCCGAUAACAAACAUAGAACCAGAGAUUAUAAGAAGACGAGUCUAGGUCCUUACGUAAAAGUUUUUGAAAAGUUUCUUGAAAACCUGGAUAAAUCCCGAAAAGGAGAACUUCUCAAGAAGAGUGAUUUACAAAAAGACUUCUGA
This is a messenger RNA of Pipistrellus nathusii (Nathusius's pipistrelle), 528 nucleotides long. The record is from the annotation of a GenBank genome assembly. NCBI's taxonomy places the organism in Eukaryota, Metazoa, Chordata, Mammalia, Chiroptera, Vespertilionidae.